UUCCCGCAUCCAUCCGUCUGCUCCUGUGUCUUUCUGUCCAUCUGAACGCGCGCUGCAGGAGCAGCCAAGAGAUUGAAGCCGGGUGGCAUGGCAGAGAGCACAGAUGUAGCUGGGCUGCAGGAGAGCUUCCGCAAGUUUGCCAUCCACGGUGACCCUAAGGCAAGUGGGCAAGAGAUGAAUGGCAAGAACUGGGCCAAGCUCUGCAAAGACUGCAAGGUGGCUGAUGGAAAGGCUGUGACAGGGACCGACGUUGACAUCGUCUUCUCCAAAGUCAAGGGGAAGUCAGCUCGGGUCAUCAACUAUGAGGAGUUCAAGAAGGCCCUGGAAGAGCUGGCCCCCAAGCGGUUCAAGGGAAAGAGCAAGGAGGAGGCCUUUGAUGCUAUCUGUCAGCUGGUGGCAGGCAAGGAACCAGCCAACUUAGGUGUCACUAAAGCAAAAACAGGGGGUGCUGUGGAACGGCUGACUGAUACCAGCAAGUACACUGGCUCCCACAAAGAGCGCUUCGAUGAGAGCGGCAAGGGCAAGGGAAUUGCUGGACGGCAGGACAUCCUGGACGACAGUGGCUACGUGAGUGCCUACAAGAAUGCAGGCACCUACGAUGCUAAGGUGAAGAAGUGAGGCCUGGGAAAGUCUCAGUGCGGCUGCCUCUGCCAGGGGCUCAGGCCUGGGCUUAUGGGGUACAUGGAGCAAGAAAGCCUGGUUCCUUCCCUGCUGGACCUGCCACCCAGACUUCCUGGCCAGCCCCACAGGGCCAGCCCAACAGGCCUCUGACCCAGACUUCUCUGCAUCCCCUUCCUCCUCCUCAUGCCUUCCCGACUUCUCUCUGUCUGGGAAGUCUGUGCCUAUAACCUCACCACCCCAGCCUAACCCAGGCAUGGCUGACCCCUGCCUGCUUGCCUCAUAUUUAAGCUGCUGCUCUGGCCAAGUGCCUAAUUUGUACCCAGACCUCAAUAAAGACACCUUUUGUAUCA
Molecule: messenger RNA, 971 nt
Organism: Fukomys damarensis (Damara mole-rat)
Lineage: Eukaryota; Metazoa; Chordata; Mammalia; Rodentia; Bathyergidae
Gene: Tppp3
Product: tubulin polymerization promoting protein family member 3
Exons: 4
Coding region: 88-618 (176 amino acids)
Biological process (GO): positive regulation of protein polymerization; microtubule polymerization; microtubule bundle formation
Cellular component (GO): microtubule
Molecular function (GO): tubulin binding
Source: RefSeq, a predicted model, not a curated record